This is a messenger RNA of Lethenteron reissneri (Far Eastern brook lamprey), 4242 nucleotides long. RefSeq lists its product as uncharacterized. NCBI's taxonomy places the organism in Eukaryota, Metazoa, Chordata, Hyperoartia, Petromyzontiformes, Petromyzontidae. The record is from RefSeq and is a predicted model, not a curated record.
GUUGCUAGGAGACGUCCCCGCGACGCCGCGAUGGCGGCGGGCUCCGUGUACCCGGACCCCGCGGGCCUGGACCCCGCGGCCGUCGUGGACCCCGUGUGGCUGUGGCGAUGCAAGCGGCGCGUCCAGGACACGAAGGAGUGGACGGCCUUCGCGGAGCAGCUGUCCCGCGGCGUGCAGUUGCAGCUGUCCGAGGGCCGCGUUGCGUCCUUGGGGGAUCUCUCAGAGGCCGAGAAGUCGCUGAUUGUCGAGCGGGCGAUGUCGUCGCUCCAGGGAGGAGACGUGUACAAGUCCGUUGUGGCCAAAGUGGCCUCCAGCUUGGACGAGCAGUUGGUGCAGCAGGUGGCCGUUGAGGUGGCUGACGAUCGCGCCCGUCCCAGGAGCAGGGUCCAGGUGGUGCAGGAACUUCUCAAGAGUGGACUGGUCAGCAUUCUCCACAAAUGGCCAGAGUUGAGAUCCAAGCUCGGCGUGCUGUUUAACCAUCCCCUGCCGUCUGGGAUUCGAGAGCCAGUGUGGCACCUGUACCUCGCCAACGCUCGCGAGAGGACCGACUUCCUCGCACGGUUCACCAGCGACCCAGCGAGCGUGCAGUCAACGCAGGAUGCGGAGAUUUUCCUGCGCUGCGAGUCUCUCCUCUUCUCGGAGCCCACGUUCCGGCAGCUGGCUUCCAGCAAAGCCACCGCGAGGACGAUGCGCAGCGUGCUGUCGUACUACCACACGCGCAAGCGCCCGCCUGGUGUGCUCCUCGACUCCGAGUAUCUGCUGGUGGUUCCGCUGGUGAGGGUGCGGUUGGGCAGGGGAGCUCGCGUGGAGCCACAGAUGUCCGUCAUGGCUCACCUGAUGGAGGAGUUCCUCACUUUCAUGGAGUCCCGGCCGGCAUACAUGACCUCGUCCUGGACUAAGGGCACGGAGCAUGGAGAGGCCGAACCGAUGCUGCAGCAGAUUGCGUCCACGCUGGUGAACAUCGACAAGGACCUUGCCGUGGCUGUGCAGAAGGCGUUCGGACAGGCAGGAGAAAAUCCCAAGGAAGCUGUGAUGAUUGGCCUGGUGGCGUUGCUGCAACCCGUGGUUAGGGUCCUAUUUGUGGGCUUCCUGCAGCUGGAGGUGCUGCUCUAUGUGUGGGACCAGUACAUCCUGGGCCUAGAGCAGCCGGCCUACGACUGCCUGCCGGCCUUUUGCCUGUGCCUCCUGCUGCUGCUACGCGACCAGCUGUUGACUUGCGACAACCCCAGCCGCAUGAUGGACACACUGCAUACUAACGGUCCCAGCCUCACCGUCCACGACUUCCAGGUCACCAUCGUCAAGCACUUCUAUGACCAGCUGUCUCGAGACCUCAACAAGUGGAACGUCGAUGAGCUGCUGGAGCUCGACCCCGCAUACUCCAUGGACGUCCCUUCGCUGUGGAUGCGGCUGGCUGCCGUGGAGCCCUUGACGGAGCAAGCAGACGCAACGCACAAGGCCAGGCAGCCGCUCGGAGCUGAGCGAGUUGAGUGGCAGGCGGAGCGGUUGCCCGGUGACUGGAGGAGAGGCGACCUCCGGGACCGCAGCAGGAGGUCAGGGUUAAGGCAUGAGGACGGGAGGGUGCAGAGGCUGAUGGAGGACAGUCAGAGGAUGGAGUGGGAGCAGAGGCAGAGCCUGGAGGAGCAGCUGGCACAGGAGCGACACGCUCGCUACAAGAUGCUACGGGAGGCCGAGGAGCAGAUGGGACGUCUUCGUGGGGAGAUGGAGCGGCUGCAGCGCCGGCAGCCUCUGAACGGCUACUACCCUGACAGGUCUCUCCCUCCGUCGCUGUCUCCAUGGGGGAGCACGGGGCCGGACCCCUUCCCACGCGCGGCCAACGGCUGGAGCGGGAGUGACAGGACGGCGUUGCCCCGGUUGCCCCAGAACUCCCACGGCAUGGCCACCCAGUGGCACACGGCAACAGACAGGAGGCUGGACACGCUGGCAGAUGGCGACCCCGGGAGCCAGCCAGGGGCAGCCACAAGCACCCGGCACGGGCAUGACAAGCGAGGCAACCGCACCGGCACAGCAUAGUGAGAGCGCAACACGGUGCUAGCCACCUCUUUAACCACAAAGCUAACCACGGUUCGAAAAACGAUUGGCAUCACAGCACACCGGAUCCAUUUGGAGCCUCCUUAAUCUUCGCUAGGGGUUCUUGGCUUUGAUUUGUAAUAAGUCAACAUGUUUAAAAUUGUUAACAACUUUACUUAGCUUUGUCACUUCAAUCGGCCCACAGCCUGAGAGCUUUUACAGAUUCCGAGUGUGGAAUCUGUAAAAGCACUCAGCGCUGUCUGCCCUGCCUGCAUUCUCAUCCGGAGUCUCGCUAACUUCCUGUUUUGAGUUUGGGUUAGAAGUGGGCGGAGGUCUCUCCGCACGCCGGACACCACGCUGACCAGGGUAAUACCCGGACGCCUCGCUCUGCUUUAACGACCUUGCGGCCCUUACUCAACCGGACACUGACCGGACACGCCUUGCCAAGGACACGUGCGGGUUUCAUCUGCUUCAUUUUGCUUACAUUGUCAGGUUUACGUGCAAGCGUGGUGUGUUCCAGACACACAUUUUCACGCAUCACACGGCAACGUCAGCAGCGCUGCGCGUGGGAUUAAAGCAUGGGAUCGUGUGCGUGCAGGCUGGAAACAAAAACAAAUACUACUACCUGGUACAGACUCACCGCGUCAUACGAAACAAUUCCUUAAUUAUUUGCACUUUCGCUUUGCAUCGCAGUAAUUCAAAACGCUUUGCUAAACUACGUAAACAUAAUAUAAAACGCCGAGUAUAAUAGGGAUAGCCUAACAGAAUUACGUUGACCAAUAUGAUUCUGUGCAUUUUGUGUUGAUGCACAGACGUUUAAUUAGAGGGGGGCACGUUCACGCGGUGUCGCAGAGGCGUGAAGUCGCGCUGCGGCGUGAUUUCGGCCUCAGGGGAACGGAGCUCUUUCCUCCGCGUCAUGAUUAACGCCGUCGCCAGGCGUGGCCAAUGGUGGAGACGGGAGACCUGAUCCUGCACUCGGUCACACGCGGCCCAGUGUCUCUUCCACCACCCUGUCCACCGGCGGAGCACGAGGCACCGCCAGUGUCGUCACGGCUGUGCGGGGUCGGUGCGGUUGUCCGUGUUGUGCAGCAGCUGGCUGCUCUUCUCCGUCAUGUUGAGCUUGGUGUUGGGGAUUCCCGUGCGGUUUCCAUUCAGCUGUAAAUACAAACGUGCAGCCACACGCUAGCCAAAUUAUCCUCGUGAAAGGUGGUGGGCAAUCGCUGUCAAGGUCAGCAACGCGUCUCGAUGACUUGGGCUCUCGAGUGCUGAUCUUGACCACGCUGCACAUUUUCUCACUCGUCCUGUGCCCGAUGGCACGUCUUUGGCUCGCACUCCCUCCAUCCUGUUUGAUCUUGAGCUUCUUCAUUCACUGUAUGACCCCCUCUCUGCCUUGAAGAAUUCCAGCAACAUAUUUAUAUUUCUGCCUCUUGGUCUCUUUCACAACACCCUUCCAGAACUUUCUUCAUCAAGUUUUCACAUCUGCCUUCCCCACUCUCUUUUGCCAUUUCUGGACUGUUCUCAUAGGACUGUUCUCCUCCCAAACCUUCUCUAGAACUUUCUCAUUCCAUAUUCUUGGUUCUUUCGGUAAAGUCACGUAGAUAGAAAACAAAAAUCGAAAUUAAAAGCAAAAAACCCACGACGUUUCGAUCGCAACACAAGGGGUCUUCUUCAGGUGUUUUGUUUUCUAUCUAAGUAACUUUACCGAAAGAACCAAAAAUAUGAAUUCCUACAGUCACGAAAGUUUUAAGUCUAAAUUUCUCAUUACAUUUAUCUCCAUCCAGCGAUGUUCUCUAUUCGAUGCCAGUCCGGCACACUGCACCACGUGCUCAUUUUGGGUUUAAGCGAGGCGAGGCGGGCGCACGCGCACACACACACACACCCCGAGGGGCAGCCCUGGGCGGCCCUGCCUUGUAUGGUCUGCAGUGCUGGCCCCACUCCACAGCUUUGGGGUGCGAGUCACAACGAUGCUGGCCUCUUCCUCACCCCGUUAACAUGCCCAGUCUCAUUCGUUAUGAAGUAGACAAUGUUUCAAUUAAUUGUUGUUAGCUACUAAUUUAAAAUUAUGAAAUGGAAAAUGUAUAAACGUUUCAAGAAAAAAAGCACGUCCGUGCUGUUUGUCGUCUGAUCAUCAUCUGGCACUAUCCCCGUUAUUGUAUAACUCAGAGCAAUACGUGUAUACAAACUGAGAAUAAUAAACAUUCAUGGAAAGUUUGA